UGAGAGUUCACUAGAAAGUUAUAUUUCGUUCAACAUGAAGACAUACAUAGUUCUAUUAAUUUUCGCGUAUUUUGAUUUUUCAGCUGCAAUUAAUGCAGCAAUAAACCCAGUGGAUGUUGUCGAAAGUGUUAAAUUCUACCUCUAUACUAAUCAAAAUCCGGAAGAACCACAAAUAAUCAACUAUAAUGACGAUUCUGUAGCCGUGUCCAAUUACGAUUCUUCACAUAAGACCAAAAUUAUUAUUCAUGGAUGGUAUUCAAACUACACGAGAGUUCCAAACCGUCCUAUAAGAGAAGCAUAUUUAGUAACUGGAAGCUAUAAUGUUAUUUCUGUUGAUUGGAGAAAAUAUGCCAAUAUGGAAUAUAUAACAGUCGCAUCGAAAGUAUUACCCGAAGUAGGCGCAGCAGUUGCAAAAUUAAUUGACUUUUUGUAUACCAACUAUGGAUUAAAUUUUAAUGAAUUGGUUGUGAUUGGACAUAGUUUGGGAGCACAUAUUGCUGGUUUUGCUGGAAAACAAGUUAAAUUGGGUAAAAUUGAAGCAAUUGUUGGUAUUGAUGCAGCUCUUCCUUUCAUUAAUGUUGAUGAUCCUUCACAACGCUUGUCAAUAACCGAUGCAAAUUAUGUUGUAACAAUACACGCAACGAUAGGAAAAGAAGGUAUUAUAAAACCAGUUGGACACACCGCAUUUUAUCCAAAUUGGGGUCGGCGUCUAGAAGGAUGUGGCGUUGAUACAUUGGGUCUUUGCUCUCAUAAUGCAGCUCCUCUAGUUUAUGCGGCUGGAGUAAGAGGUUAUUCAUACGCGCCCAUUUAUCAAUGUAGCUCAUUUGAAGAAAUUUUGGAAGAAACCGGUUGCAAUAAAGAAGUCGAUGUACAAGUCGGAGAUCCUUUGAUUGUAAAGAAAUUACCAGGAAUUUUCUAUUUUGAAAUUAAGGAUGCUUCAAAGCUAGCACUUCUCUUUUAAAGAAGUUUCUUCAUGUUUUAAUCAAUAAUUUAUUGUUACUUAAUAAUACAUAUAAUAUGCAUUUUAUAUUAAUACUUGUGUAU
Molecule: messenger RNA, 1044 nt
Organism: Teleopsis dalmanni
Lineage: Eukaryota; Metazoa; Arthropoda; Insecta; Diptera; Diopsidae
Product: pancreatic triacylglycerol lipase-like
Exons: 3
Coding region: 35-961 (308 amino acids)
Biological process (GO): lipid metabolic process
Molecular function (GO): lipase activity
Source: RefSeq, a predicted model, not a curated record